AUGGCACAAGAUAACCUUACCGCAGUUCUUCACAAGCCUUUGGAUUUGCGUCUCGAACAAACUGAAAUUCCUCAAAUCAAUGAUGAUGAGGUGCUCUUGCGCAUGGACUGUGUGGGUAUUUGUGGUUCAGAUGUGCACUACUGGCAGCAUGGCUCGUGCGGACACUUCGUCCUCAAGAAGCCCAUGAUAAUGGGUCAUGAGGCAUCUGGUGUUGUCGCAAAGAUUGGAAGCAAAGUGAGGAACUUACAAGUAGGUGACCGGGUGGCUAUUGAACCGGGAGUACCCUGCCGUUACUGUGAGUUCUGCAAAUCGGGUCGGUACCAUCUGUGCCCAGAUAUACUGUUCUGUGCGACACCGCCCGUUCACGGUAACCUCGCUAGAUACUACAAACACGCAGCGGACUUUUGUUAUAAAUUACCAGACCAUGUAACAAUGGAAGAAGGGGCAUUAUUAGAACCGUUGUCAGUCGGUAUACAUGCGUGCAAACGGGGUGGUGUUGGGGCGGGCGACGUUGUCCUUGUAUUGGGAGCUGGUCCUAUUGGGCUUGUCACUAUGCUGGCUGCGAAAGCUAUGGGUGCCAGCAAGAUACUCAUAACAGAUAUCCUGGAGUCACGUUUAGAAACAGCCAAGAAGUUGGGCGCACAUCACACCAUUCACGUGACAAAGGACGCCAACGAAGCAGAUCUUGUGAAGCUGGUUCACGAAAAGUUGGGAGGUCAUCCAGAUGUUUCAAUUGACGCUAGUGGCGUGCAGAGUACAGUGCGACUUGCUUUAUUGGCAACGAAGUCUGGUGGCGUAGCUGUGUUGGUUGGUAUGGGCAACCCAGAACUGACGCUCCCUCUAGCCGGUGCUAUGGCGCGCGAAGUUGAUAUAAGAGGAAUCUUCAGAUAUGUAAACAUGUUAGUAUGGAUAAACGAAAUGAAUUUAGUAUCUAAAAUAAUCUAUUUAGAUUGA
Leptosia nina is the source of this 954-nucleotide messenger RNA. The record is from the annotation of a GenBank genome assembly. Lineage: Eukaryota; Metazoa; Arthropoda; Insecta; Lepidoptera; Pieridae.